ACCAAGAACAAUUUGAAAACCCACCCCAUAAUACUUAAAAUCUGGGACAAAGAACCGUCAGGACGGAACUGCUUCGAUUGCAAAACCUCGGCGCAGCCUGGGGAGCAUCCCGGCGGCCUGAACCCAGAGAAGCCCCUUGAAAAUCGAGGAGUACAGUAUUGGGAUUCUUGAAACCUGAAACCUAGAAACAGAACCGCAGCGGAAACCAGAGGGAAAACCUUGAACUGCUCCAGACAAUUGCUUCCGGGGAGUUUGGAAGGAGCGAGGGGGACAAGGGCCCGGCUGCAGCGCCCCGCGGAUGGGGCGCCCCUGAGGGUCGUGGCGAGCGCGGAAGCGGAGGCCGGGCUGUCGCGGGGCUGCAGGUCAUGGCCACGGCGGAGCGCAGAGCCCUCGGCGCGGGCUUCAAGUGGCUGUCUUUGGCAACUCUUGCACUCAUCUGCGCCGGGCAAGGGGGCCGCAGGGAGGAUGGGGGUCCAGCCUGCUACGGGGGAUUUGACCUGUACUUCAUUUUGGACAAAUCUGGAAGUGUUCUGCACCAUUGGAAUGAGAUCUAUUACUUUGUGGAACAGCUGGCUCAUAAAUUCAUCAGCCCGCAACUAAGGAUGUCCUUUAUUGUCUUCUCUACUAGAGGAACAACUUUAAUGAAACUAACAGAAGACAGGGAACAGAUUCGCCAAGGCCUAGAAGAACUCCAGAAAGUUCUACCAGGAGGAGACACCUACAUGCAUGAAGGAUUUGAAAGGGCCAGUGAGCAGAUUUAUUAUGAAAACAGUCAAGGAUACCGGACAGCAAGUGUCAUCAUUGCUUUGACUGACGGGGAGCUCCACGAAGAUCUCUUUUUCUAUUCAGAGAGGGAGGCCAACAGAUCCCGAGAUCUUGGUGCAAUUGUUUACUGUGUUGGUGUGAAAGAUUUCAAUGAAACACAGCUGGCCCGGAUUGCGGACAGUAAGGACCAUGUGUUCCCCGUGAAUGAUGGCUUCCAGGCUCUGCAGGGCAUCAUCCACUCUAUUUUAAAGAAAUCCUGCAUUGAAAUUCUAGCAGCUGAGCCAUCCACCAUAUGCGCAGGAGAGUCAUUUCAAGUUGUCGUGAGAGGAAAUGGCUUCCGACAUGCCCGAAACGUGGACAGAGUCCUCUGCAGCUUCAAGAUCAACGAUUCGGUCACACUCAAUGAGAAGCCCUUUGCUGUGGAAGACACUUAUUUACUGUGUCCAGCACCUAUCUUAAAAGAAGUUGGCAUGAAGGCAGCACUCCAGGUCAGCAUGAAUGAUGGGCUCUCAUUCAUCUCCAGCUCUGUCAUCAUCACCACCACACACUGCUCAGAUGGCUCCAUCCUGGCGAUCGCCCUGCUCAUCCUGUUCCUCCUCCUGGCCCUGGCACUGCUCUGGUGGUUCUGGCCCCUCUGCUGCACCGUGAUCAUCAAGGAAGUCCCUCCACCCCCUGUUGAAGAGAGUGAGGAAGAAGAUGACGACGGGCUGCCUAAGAAGAAGUGGCCCACAGUCGACGCUUCCUACUAUGGUGGGCGAGGCGUCGGGGGCAUCAAAAGGAUGGAGGUUCGUUGGGGAGAAAAGGGCUCUACAGAAGAAGGUGCCAAACUGGAAAAGGCCAAAAAUGCAAGGGUAAAGAUGCCUGAACAGGAGUAUGAAUUCCCUGAGCCUCGGAAUCUCAACAACAACAUGCGAAGGCCCUCUUCCCCACGCAAGUGGUACUCUCCGAUCAAGGGAAAACUCGAUGCCUUGUGGGUCCUACUGAGGAAGGGAUAUGAUCGUGUGUCUGUGAUGCGACCGCAGCCUGGUGACACGGGGCGCUGCAUCAACUUCACCAGAGUCAAGAACACCCAGCCGGCCAAGUAUCCGCUCAACAACGCCUACCACACCACCUCACCACCCCCUGCCCCUAUCUACACGCCCCCACCCCCUGCUCCCCACUGUCCUCCCCCACCCCCUAGCGCCCCCACCCCGCCUUUCCCAUCCCCCCCUUCCAACCUUCCUCCUCCUCCUCAGGCUCCACCUCCCAACAGGGCACCACCCCCCUCCCGACCUCCUCCCAGGCCUUCUGUCUAGAGCCCAAAAUGGUGCUCUGGGCCAUCUCAGAAACUUCGAGGAGGACGCUCCUCUGUGCUAUUAGAACAAGUCUUUCCAGCUAGAGGGGAGGAGUGGAGAUUAAGCCCGCUGACAUUCACAUGCUUUAAAUAUUGGUUGGCAACACCAAUAUACUGACAUUGUGAUCAGCGGAAAGAAGCAGAAAUUCUUUAAUUGCCUGAAAACCAAUGAUGAGGCAACUAACUCACAUUUAUAACCAGCCAGCUGUCACCUCUAGACGGUUCCAGAGAUGAUGAAAUUGCCACGAUGCUCUCAACAGGAUGUGUCUCACAGAGGCCCAGUAAGAAAAUCAUUUCUCUGAGAGUGAAACAGAGUUGGAUAAGAAGUGACACUGCUCAGUUUCUAGAUGCUGCCUUCCCUCCUCCACUCCACCGCAUGAAGUCACCCUGGACCCUUGUCCCAGAAACCGAGGACUCCUCCCCACUGUGUACCCCUCAGGAAGGGAGAAAACUCUGCCUACAACUUGGGAAAAGCUUGGAAACCCCAGGGUGUCAAGAAGCUCAAUUCAGACAAGUAUUCCAAAGGACAUUUCUCUGGGAUUGGCAGGUGUAUCAAAGUAUCUGCCUCAUUUUCCUUUCAAAUUCUUUUAGUUUCCAAGUGAGGAAGGAAGCACGUGUUUACUGAUGGGAACGGUAUGUUGUCAUGUUGACGAGUAAGUGAAAUCGGUAGUGUGCAUGGACAGGGAAGUAUUGAUGGAGCGUCAGACAUUUUCUCAAACCCACCAGCCAUUAGCAGCUAGAGGAGGUAGCACUGGCCAGACACGGUCCCCUAAAUCAACAGAAAGUGGCUUCGUUAAAGAGCAGCGCUGUUAAUGAUUCAUGUUUAAAAAAAAAUAAUCAAGAUUUGGCUUUGGUUUCAAUCACUUGAAAUAUAAAAAAGUAACUGAUCCUGUUUUCCAGAGAUGCAAAUGAGUUGAGUUGACCUUCCCCAAGUAGCACUAUCAACACCUACUGCAUGAUGUCACAGACUUUUUUUCUUUCUUUCUUGGUCAAGGUUAUACCAGAAGCAUCUAGGCAGAACUGAGAGACAGUGGUCCUGACCUAAUGAGGAAACUUAUCUCUAGGUUUUUUGAUUUGACUUCUAAAAGGCAUGUAUGUAUAGAUGCAAUUAUAUGUUUUCCUAGGUUUUUCAACAUAUUUAUAAGUAUUAUCAGCUGUUAAUCAAGAGAAAUACAGCAGAUGUGUGACCUAAAAAUGUUCUUCCUGAAAUCCCCACCAUGCUUGAGGCCUAUCCUAUUCCUCAAGUCCUUCUGAGUCUAUUUAACUGGAAAUCCCAGUAGUAACUUGCCAAACCAUUGAGCUUUUUCACCCAGGAGUAUAAACAGACAUCAUUAUCAAAGACUUCCUAUACCAGCCCACUCAAAACUAUCUCCCCCUCAGAUUGCAACAGGCCCAAAACUUCCUAUCAUAAAUCUUUCAAAUUCUUAAAUCUUCUCUGAAACAAAGCAGAUCAUAGUAUUAGCUAUAAACUAAGUGUUUUGGACUCUGAUCUCCAGAGAGCCCACAAGAAUCCAUCAAGCCAGCCUCACUCUCUCACCUUGCUUGGAACAGAGACAUUAGUGUACGUAGCACAUAUUCCAUUAACACAAAUUCCUGUGCCCAUGCAGACAUUGCUAAUCAACUUCAGCACAAGUUCCCAAUCACUCAGUGAUUUUUCAACAAUCAUCUCCAGUCACAAGUCAAUCAAAAAAAAAAAAAAAAAAAAAAAAAACAGUCAAUCAUCAGUCACAACUGAGAGAGAUGAACCCUAGAAAGCAAAAAUAAAUAGGAAUUGUGGGGGGAGUGGAAAAAUCCACCAGCAUAAAAGGUACAGUCAGGAGAGACUGAACCUAGGACAGUGCCCUAGUGGGGGACCACAGGCACUGACUGCAAGACCAACACCAGACUGACACUCUCCAAGGGCACCUCAGGCCCUCCCCUUGUCACAUGGCUACCCAGGCCUAAGAACCUCCUAGCCUUCUCAAGGAGCUAAAAUCAGAGAUGACUUUCACAGUCUAUGAAAGCAGCCUCCCUCCCGCUCAGCCAACUCUAUUGCAUUGCCUAUUUUUAGAAUGCUUAGGCUACUUCUUUAAUAUAGUCCCGCAUGAAGCAGGGGUCAGAAUGUCCCAGCCACCUGCAGUGACAUUGCUGGGCCCCAGAACCAUUCCUUAGGAGAAUGGGUUCCUCGGGUUCACACCACAGAGACAUUGAGCCCAAGGCAGCUGUUUUGACUGCGGGCAGUACGAAACAGUCCUCUCACGCCACUGCCACCUGGCUGGCAUGGCAACCAGAAAGCUGAAGCCACGAUGCUGAUAUUGCUGUGCAACGAGAUGGCAGCAUCGGGCGAGAAGGCACAUUCAGGAUCUCAGCAGCACAUCGCCCAGAUGCCCUGUGCAGUUUCCAGGAGAUUUGUGGCUGAACAUGUUGAGAAAAUAAACUGCAUAUAUAUGUUGAUUUUGAAACGGAUUCGCAGGGUUUGUCCUUAAAACCAACCCACCAGCCACAUCAUUGAUAGGUAUUCAGAAGUACAGUUAAGAAAGAACUUUCUAUCUACUGUAUGAACAAAUUAAUACAGUUUAUUUUCAUAGUAGGCUAUUACAGGUAAGAAAAUUCUUUAACUGGUUUACAAAAUUCCAUCAGUUCUGUAUCAUUCCCUGUAAAAGACAGAAGACAUGAUUGUGAUCAGGAAACUGCACAAAAUUAUUUUUUUCAACCCUUGUGUUAUUGUCCUGAUGAAGUCUCUCUCUUUUUUUUAUAAAAGCCAAAUUUUUGUUGUAUAUAUUCGUAUUCCAUGUGUUAGAUGGAAGCAUUUCCUAUCCAGUGUGAAUAAAAAGAACGGUUGUAGUAAAUUAUUAUAAAGCCAAUGAUAUUUCAUGGCAGUUAUUCUAUCAAGCUGUGCUUGUUGGUUUUUCCCAUGACUGUAUUGCCUUUAUAAUUGUACAAAUAGUCACUAAAAUGACGAGACCCUUGUUUGCACAGCAUUAAUAAGAUCCUUGCUAGGAACUGUGGUCCCCUCUGUUGACAACCAGCUCAUAAUCUCCUUACUGAAGCUUGGUACACACUUCAGAGAGACGCAAGCUCUCCCUUCUACCAAGAUAAACAGAGCUGGCGGAUAAAUUAAUCAGUAGUCUUGGAUAUCUAAUGAUAGGUAGUCACACUAUAAGUUUCAUUAAAAUGAGCAAAGAUAAUCUUGAAUUGUCAUAUGUAAACAAUUGUAAGCAUGACAUCUGAUGAGGAAGCUAGAAAAAAAUCUUAAUCGUGAGAAAAUAAGCAACAGUCUCAGCCCAAUGCCAACUCAA
This is a messenger RNA of Octodon degus (degu), 5376 nucleotides long. It is a transcript of the gene Antxr1, whose product is annotated as anthrax toxin receptor 1. The transcript has 18 exons. Gene Ontology annotation, cellular component: membrane. The coding region runs from base 366 to 2060 and encodes 564 amino acids. NCBI's taxonomy places the organism in Eukaryota, Metazoa, Chordata, Mammalia, Rodentia, Octodontidae. Gene Ontology annotation, molecular function: signaling receptor activity. The record is from RefSeq and is a predicted model, not a curated record.